Molecule: messenger RNA, 3420 nt
Organism: Toxotes jaculatrix (banded archerfish)
Lineage: Eukaryota; Metazoa; Chordata; Actinopteri; Toxotidae
Gene: vwa7
Product: von Willebrand factor A domain containing 7
Exons: 17
Coding region: 145-3198 (1017 amino acids)
Source: RefSeq, a predicted model, not a curated record
GAACGUACGUGUGUGGAGUUGUUGUGACUGUGGCAUCUCCGCUGAGCAAAGUCUAAAGAGACUUUUCUGAGCAAAGUCUAAAGAGAAAGAGUCUGACGGGAUGAACUGAGGUAGGAUGUGUCAUACUCUCAUCUCCAGGACAUAAUGUCAAAGAGCGGAGGAAGAAUCAGGGAAGGGAGUAGGAAGCAAAUGCACUGGCUUAUUUUCACUUACCUCCUCCUGCUGGCUUCACCAUGCAUGGGCUUCCUCCCCAACUUUUGGUCUCAAGUGUUGACGCUGUCCUGGGGCUCACACACGCACCAGUACAUCACAGAGCAGGCCAUUCUCAAUGUCACCCUGGACACUCUGAAAGGCACCAAAAAACACCAGGGAAACCAUGCCGAGGAACGGACCAGACUAGGCCGUGGCUUCUGGAGAGCUGUGGGAGAGGUGGUGAAGUCCAAUGCUGCCAUGGACUUCCUGAUCUCCACCAGGUCCGACCCGGUGUACCACUUUGAUUCAGAGCGUGUAGACAAUGCUUUAGCGAUGUUACGGCAGUUCUGGACUCAGACUCUGCUCUCAGUGCGGGCUAAAGAGUAUCAGAGUGCUCGUCACAGCUUGGGCCAGCUAUUUCAUUCCCUACAGGACUUCUACAGCCACAGUAACUGGGUGGAGAUGGGCCAGCACUCAAUAUACCUCCACCUGCUGCAGCCAGAGGAGCCUGCCAUCCCUGUGGCUAAAGAGGACACUCCUACAUGUAUGGAGUGCUUCAGUGCCACUUGUCGAAACAACCUCCUGCCAAGCCUAAGAAAUGCACAGCAAGACUCCCAGCUGCUCACCACUGGCUACUUCAGCACCUCCCCUCCAAAACCUCAGGGUAAAUGUAGCCAUGGAGGUAUUCUGGACAGUAGCCGCUACAUGGGGGCUAAAGGAGGCAUCAACAAAGACAGCACCUCACCUCUCUUUUCCCCUCACCAUUACCUCCAUGCGGAAGCUGCUACUUUGGCUACUGAGGCCACCCUCACUGUACUGAGAGACCUCAGGGACAAUGUGGGCUACAAAGCCUUCCUCCGGCUCUUCAGUGUGAAGCAGGUCCCUGCAUUGGUAUUUGUCAUGGACACCACAGGCAGCAUGUUUGAGGAGAUCACUGCUGCUCGCCUACGGGCUCACUCUAUGAUCCAGAGCCGAGCCAACAGCCCUGAGCAGCCCGUCACCUUUGUACUUGUGCCCUUCCAUGACCCAGCCGUAGGUCCAGUCUAUGAGACCGAUGACCCAAGCCAGUUUAUGCAGUACAUGGAGAACCUGAUGGCGCUGGGAGGAGGAGACGAACCGGAGAUGUGUCUCUCGGCCAUUCAGCUGGCGCUCACUCACAGUCCACCAAUGUCAGAGAUCUUUGUAUUCACCGAUGCCUCUCCUAAAGAUGCCCACUUGUUUGAUGAAGUGAAGGCACUCGCACUUGAGAAACAGAGCAAGGUCACAUUUCUCUUAACUGAUGACCCUCAGUACACAACAGAGAUCAGACGGGGGAGAAGGAUCAGGAAGAGGAGGAGUAGGGAACCUUUGCCCUCUGAUCGGUUCUCUCUCUACUCCUCCCUGUCCUCACUGUCAGGAGGACUGACGAUAUUCACCACUAACUCUGACAUCCACAAGGUCUCUACCAUAGUGGAGGAUAACACAGCUGCUGACAAGGUGACCCUACUCCAUGUGGAGAGUGCCCAGGAGUCAAAAUCCUCCUAUUCCUUCAGAGUUGACAGCUCUGUAAAAAAUGUCACCCUACAUGUCACUGGCAUCCUAAAAGAGUGCAUCCUUACAAAUCCAUCAGACCAAAGCCAGUCUUUGCUGAGUGAGCAAGGCCCCCUAGCAAAGUUGGAGCACUUUGAGGGUCUGUACCGCAUCAGCCUGUUUCCUCCUAUACAGCCAGGCCAGUGGAAAGUCCAAGCCACAAGUGACAGAAACAUCAUAUUCAAUGUAAUAGGUGACAGCAGUGUAGAUUUCCUGUAUUACUUCGCCACUGUAACCAAUGAGACACACCCAGGUCUGGCCAGAGUGGAGGGUAGUCCUAUAGCAGGUGCCCCUGCCUUUCUGGUGCUGGCUGUUACAGGCCUGGCUCCAGACGAGGAGGCAUCUUUCAGUCAUGUAACGCUGCUGGGAGCUCAAGGGGAGACGCUGCAGCAGGUUAAGCUGAACUCCUCUUCCUCCUCUUUGUCAUCAUCCCACUCUGUGGAUGAGCUGGUGGGAUGGGUGGACUCUGUUCCCAGAGUUCCCUUCUGUGUUCAAUUUACAGGCCGAGACAGCAGAGGAAACAAGCUGGAGAGGGUUUCUACGGAGAUGGUGCAGCCCACUCAUGUUCAGAUACAGGUGUUGUCUGUCCCUCGCCUGGUACCUGGCCACAGUACAAUGGUGGAGUUCAACAUCCUGAACCACGGCCCGGCUCGACACUUCAGUCUUAGCAUAAAUGACAACUGUGGAUAUCUUCAGAAGAUAGGACCUCUCAGGUUCCAUGUUGCAGGAAAUGGGUCUUUCCAUGAUCAGGUGAACCUCCACACUCCUGCCACGGCUCAGGCAGGAGCAACUGUCACUCUUACACUCACUGUGCGCGCUCUCGACUCUACAGACUCAAAUUACCAAGUUGUCUACUUGACCGUGGUCCCCCCGGAUCCUGACACAUCCCCACCAUCCUGCACUCCUGCUGGAGGUCAAUCCACCUGCCCUUCCAUUUGCAAUGAAUCUAGCUGGAGCGUAUCUCUGGUCGUGUCAGACAGGGGGCGCUCUGGCCUCGCUGCCCUCCAGCUCCAGAAGGGUGAUGGCAUUCUCAGUUUAUUCCUCAGCCCUCCACCCACAGAGGACAGCGUGGGAGACACCCAGCCUGGCUCUGACCAGCAACAGGCACACAGAGAGAAGACAACCAGCGGAGGCUACCACCACCACCACGAUGACUACAUGGCCAGAUUAGAAAAAGGAGACACCCCUUUGAACAUGUCUGAAUGGGUCCUGGACUCAUCUCAGCCACUGUGGGUGAAAUACACGUCCAGCUGCUGCUCUGCUCAGGCAGAGCUGCUGGUGUGGGAUACAGCUGGAAACAUGAAGCGCUGCCAUCUAGCACCUGGUCAGCAGAGGCAGCCAAGAGACAGAAGCACAGAAACCAAUGGAACUGGGAGGAUGACACUCACAAGCCUCUUCUUCUUGCUCUUAAGCCUGGUGUGGUCUCCUUUGCUUUAGCUUGAAAUGAUUACAAAUGUUUUGCAGGUGAAACUAAUCUAAGUGUUGAUCACUGGAUCCCAGUAUUCCUAGUAAUGAGUUAAUCACAGAAGAUAUAAAGCUUGUCCUUUUUUGGAGGAUAAAAUUUGAAAAAUAAGUGUGUACUUAAUGCAAAGUGCACUUAAUUCAAAGAAAAAAACUGAUUGUUGGCUGCGGUAAUUCUAAUGAAAGUGCACUGAAUAA